Messenger RNA from Fulmarus glacialis (Northern fulmar), 738 nucleotides. RefSeq names its product lactosylceramide 4-alpha-galactosyltransferase-like. The transcript has a single exon. NCBI's taxonomy places the organism in Eukaryota, Metazoa, Chordata, Aves, Procellariiformes, Procellariidae. The record is from RefSeq and is a predicted model, not a curated record. Gene Ontology annotation, biological process: protein O-linked glycosylation. The annotation marks the transcript as partial. Gene Ontology annotation, molecular function: acetylglucosaminyltransferase activity.
CUGAUUGGAGCACGACUGCCCAGGAUGUCCAACUGCUUGCCAAAACUGACCACAGUGCUGCAGAGCCACAGGCGCAGGGCUCUGUUUAUCCUCGCCACUUCAUUUGUGUUCUUUGCCUCUGUCAUGUUCUACUGGAGAACUGGGGAGGAUGCUGAGGGCCAGCUCUACAGCUUGCCUACACAAAGCGGGUGUGCUCAGUUUAAGCCUUGCCUUCCCCGUCCCACUGCCGGUGGGCCCUCUCCUUCCCCGGGGGAUGUGUUUUUUGUGGAGACCUCAGAGCGAACUAACCCAAGUUACCUGUUCACGUGCUCUGUGGAGUCAGCGGCCCGGACACACCCUGGGACAAGGGUCGUGGUGCUCAUGAAAGGCUUGGCAAACGGUAACGCCUCGUUACCCAACAACUGGCCCUUCUUGUUUCUGAGCUCCUUCCCCAACGUGGAAUUCCAGCCCCUGGACUUGCCGGAGCUUUUCUCAGGGACGCCUCUGGCAAAGUGGUACAUGCAGUCUGAGCACCAGAAGGAACCUUAUUUCUUACCCGUCCUGUCUGACGCCUGCAGAAUUACCAUCAUGUGGAAAUUUGGUGGCAUCUACCUGGACACAGACUUCAUUGUGCUUAGGAACUUGAAGAACCUCACCAAUGCACUUGGUGUCGAGUCUCAGGAUGUACUGAACGGGGCCUUUCUGUCCUUCAAACCCAAGCAUGAGUUCAUGGGGCUUUGCAUGCAGGACUUUGUGGAC